AUGCCCUCCCGGAGGUGCAGAAGGGCAAAGAAUCGCGGAGUGUCUGCUGUCCUGAGAGCCACUCAGUACACAUGCAUGUUGCUUAGCUAUUUAAUAGAGCAUAAGCCUCAUAAAAAGAAGCUGGUAAUGAAGCUCAAGCAGUUGGAAUCUAGCAUGAGCUCUGGCCGGAAAAUGUUCAGACUGGGCAACAUGGUGCACGCCUUGGUGGCAGCCAGGAGGAGCAGGGAGCUGCCAGAUGUGGUCGCUCGCUUCUGCCUCACAGCCUCCAACCUGACCCGGGCCCUCUACUUCGCCUGCGAUGCCCUCCUGUGGCUGCGGAGCGUGGGGCUCCAGCCCCACCUGGACACCCCCAAGUGGCGCCGCUGGGCUGCCAAGUGUUACUACGUCUCCCUCCUGAUGAAUCUAGCCAGGGAUGGGUAUGAGAUCUCCUGGAGGCUGGAACAAGCUGUGCAGGAGGAAAAGACCAAGGAGAGUUUCCUCUGGGACAAACACAAUCAGGAGCUAAACUCUGUGAAAUGUGAUAGUUUGCACGGUGUCUUCCUCCUGCUGUUGCAGAUCCUGAGGAGACAUCCUCCUUUGCUGCUGGACUUGGUGAAGAAUCUCUGUGAUCUCUCAGGCCCCUUGGAUACCCUAGGGAUCUACAAGACCAACCCAGGAGUGAUUGGUUUCUGUGGUGUCCUCUCCUCCCUCGUGGGGAUCCUCACAUUAGCAAGACCACAGCUGAAGCUGAAACAGUAA
This is a messenger RNA of Chaetura pelagica (chimney swift), 738 nucleotides long. RefSeq names its product peroxisomal biogenesis factor 11 alpha (gene PEX11A). The record is from RefSeq and is a predicted model, not a curated record. The transcript is spliced from 4 exons. Lineage: Eukaryota; Metazoa; Chordata; Aves; Apodiformes; Apodidae. Bases 1 to 738 code for a protein of 245 amino acids. Gene Ontology annotation, cellular component: peroxisomal membrane. Gene Ontology annotation, biological process: peroxisome fission; regulation of peroxisome size.